GAUGUUAUGUACUUCAACGUGUUAAGCCAAGACUGCGUUAUCGUGAACUCGGAAGAGACUGCACGUCUUUCGGCUGAUAAACGGUCUACUAUUCACUCCGAAUGGUCGCACUUACCAACUCUGACUCUCACAAAAAUUAUGCAUGUUGUUUGCCUUCACGGGUUCGGCAUUGAUUGUAUGACUCCUGGUGUGCCAUAUGGCGACGACUGUAGGGUCCAUAAGAAGCCGUGGCAUCCCAGUCCCAGAGCUGACGUAGUGGAAAUUUUUUACGCCGCACACCUCAUCGGCAGCUCCUUCACAACAUACAAGUCCAAUGCUUCAAGCUCCCAGAGCGUUUCGAAGGGUAAGCGCGACGUUUUUCCAAGUGCCUUAUGCCGUGACGUAGCCUUGCAGAGUCUCCCGGUCGCUUGCACAGUGGACGGGAAGUAG
Messenger RNA from Pisolithus orientalis, 429 nucleotides. RefSeq lists its product as uncharacterized. The annotation marks the transcript as partial. Lineage: Eukaryota; Fungi; Basidiomycota; Agaricomycetes; Boletales; Pisolithaceae. The record is from RefSeq and is a predicted model, not a curated record. The transcript is spliced from 2 exons.